Molecule: messenger RNA, 5752 nt
Organism: Lytechinus variegatus (green sea urchin)
Lineage: Eukaryota; Metazoa; Echinodermata; Echinoidea; Temnopleuroida; Toxopneustidae
Exons: 13
Coding region: 174-2891 (905 amino acids)
Biological process (GO): signal transduction
Source: RefSeq, a predicted model, not a curated record
GCAUGCAGCUCAGCUAGCUGCAGCAAGAAAAAUCGUAUCAAGUCGAAGCUAGAACUGAGCUCAACAGUUUUUUUCGGAAACUUGUUUGAAAGGACCUGGUGAUAUUGACAUUGCAUCGACUUGAUCAAGUACCAUUUGCAUCAGACAGGUAGUGAAAAGAAAAAGUGUGCAUCAUGCCGAAGCGGCGGCAAGGACUGAUCCUUUAUGACACAAUCUCAGUGAAAUCCCAAAGCGGUGACUGCAACAUUCAGCUCUGUUUUGGGGACAUCACAAAACUCAAGCAAGAGGAUAAAGUGGAUGUCAUUUUUGUGUCUUCUUUUGGGAAUAACUAUGAUAAGAUGCCAGGCACCGUUAUUGGUGCUUUGUAUGAAAACUUGGGCAUUGAUGUAAGGAAGCUAGCUGACGAUAAGGAAGAAGACCUCAGAUCUCUUUAUUCAUGCUGGUGGUCCAAACCACUACCUUCAAAGAUACCCUACAAUAGACUUCUUUGCUUUGAAAGCAGGAGACGUCGUGCAGGGCGCCCUCAAGAGUUAGUCGGCCAUGCCUUCCGAUGCCUGGUCCCUAUCCUAAAGAACAAAGAUGCAAGUGUCAUCACUCCCUUACUCAGCACUGGCAAUCAGGGCUAUGACCCUCGGGUGAUGUUGGAGGGGAUGAUCCAAGCAGCGAUCAGCUGGGUCAAGGCCGGACUUCCCAUCAGGCUCCUCAAGAUCGUCGUCUACGCGACCAUCAAAGAUGACGGAGAGAUCAACUUCCUCCGAGGGGCGGAUCGCGACAUCCUGGACAAGUUUGAAGAGCUCAAGUCGAGAUACGAGUCUGCUAAUCUUAUCCCACAGGAGGUGACCUUGGAGUACGAUGUGUACCUGUCCUUCAGCGACAAGGACCAGGAGAUUGCUGAUAAGAUCCAGGCUCAGCUCCUGGAGGAGAAACCAGACAUCCGUAUCUUCACUGCCAGACAGAAGGUAGAUACAGAGGUCUUCUGGCAGGAGCAGAUGUAUGAGUGGGUCUCCAAGUCUGCCAGAGUUGUCACAGUCCUCAGCUCCAACUACCUGGCUUCAGAAUCCUGUUUGGAACAGUACAAUAUAGCCCUCUGUUGUAACAGGCAAGCGCAUCGCAAUCUUCUGGCGCCAUUUUUUGUGGAGACCGUGACCCUCCCGACUUACAUGGGUCUUGUGCAGUACGCAGACUGCAGGGAAAACAUGGACUCUAGCAUUGCUCAGGCAUGCAGACAAUUGGUCAAAUCACUCACGGCCACAGACAAAGUGGUCAAGGUUGCCUCUACGGAUCCCUACCACUACGAUGUCUUUGUGUCGUAUUGCCAUGCCGACACAGACCGGGCCACGCCCCUCGUCAACCGCUUGAAGAAGCUAAACCCCAAGCUUAAGAUAUUUUAUGACAUACAGGAGCUGAAGACUGGUCAUGAAUGGCAACGGACACUGUACCACUCUAUUGAUGGGUCAUCCUGCAUGAUCGCUCUCAUAUCACCCAAGUAUCUCAGAUCAGCUGUGUGUAUGGAGGAGUAUAGUCUAGCCCAAGUCAAACAUCUCUCACAAGAUCCUCUUCACCUGAUACCAGUCUGUAUCUGUGACGGCAUCGAGGAGGACUUUGCCAAGAUAUCACACAUCCCCAUGUUAGAUGCUCGCCCUGGUGCCUAUGACGACGCUGUCAACAGCAUCUGCUCUGCUGUGGUGUCUUGGCUCGAUACCAGCUCAUUCCUACACCUUGACACACUACUCACCAAGAAUCCAGACAAUCAGGUGAACAUCCCGGAUAUGAUGGAGAAACUGAGAGCAGCACGGUUCUGGGCUGAAUACAGGAAAACCAUUAUAUCUGUGAAGAUAUUCCCACCUACGAUGGAUAAGCUAACAGAUGAUGAAGAUAGGACCACGGCCAAAGAAAUUUGUGAAGAUGCAGAGGGAGAGAAAAAGAACAACAAGGAAGAGGAAAUGAAGGAAGAUACCUGCAUUGAAGGGGGUCUAGAUGGCAAAGAAGAAGCUAGGAAUAUCUGCAAAGAUCUCCAGGGUCUUGAGGUGAAAGAUGGAAAGAAGGACACAGUGAAAGAUGAAGAAAAUGAAGCACUGCCCGAUGAACAGGAAAAGACGUUAGUGAAUGUUGGUGUUGCUGAGAAAGCAGACAUGGCUGUUAAAUCUGCACUCACGCACAGUGGUGCUGGAAGUGCAACAAAAUCAGAGAAGACUUCCAAGUCGGAAACUGUUGUCAUUAGCUACCACCAGACUGACAUCAAGUUCGUCCACUUCCUCAAGGAGCUCUUCAAGACGUAUGUCCCUAACCUUGUUCUCAAGUCUGAAUUUGAGACAGAGCAGAUGAGACUUGAUAGCCUUGAGGAAGCAGAUGCUAUCAUCGCUCUCCUGUCGCCGCAGUACAUUGAGUCACCACAGCAUGUCGAGGAGUUCCACAUAGGUCUUUGGAGGCAGCGCGUAAGCCCUGAGGAAGCACCUCUCCUUGUUCCGGUCCAGGUGGCCCUCCUGCCAAAGCGGCCCACCUACUUCCAGCUGGUGGGGUACCCAGUCAACACCUGGGACGCCAUGUGGGCUGAUCUCUUGGGGAUUCAGGACAUCAGAUCACCUGAAGGAAUUGACAAAAUACGCCAUGAUAUUGGUAAAGCCAACUUGCCAAAGGUGUCCCCAGAUGAGCUACACCCUCUGACUGAAGCUGCUCAGGUUGUCAUAUCCUCGAUCAAAUCAAGGAGGAAUAUCACCGUUGAAGAUCCACCUCGUGUUCGGCCAGCCCUUGUGAACACUGUCAAACUACAGAAUGAGCUUGCAACUCUCAAAGAAGAUUCUGAAUGCACAUCAGUAUUAGAUCAGUAUCUGGUUUCUGUGCCAAUUUAUGAAGGAGAGGCCUCACCCAGUAAGACUUGUACCAUCUUGUGAAGAAAAAAAAAAGUGUAUGAUAAAAGGUGAAAGGUCAGCAAUAGGUCGCUCAUUGCACAGCCCUCGCUAUGCAGCAUUAGAACUUCAUCAUCGGGCAGAGGAAAUGGCUGGCUUUUUAAUCAUGAAUCCAUUGUGAUAUUAAUUGAUAUUGUAAUUAUAUUUUGAAUUGUUUGAUGAGAGAAAUGAGUUGAGGGAGGAGGAGAAGAAGGAUUGGAAGACCACUUCAAGCUUUCCCAUUACACGUAAAACUGGUUUCAUCUACACUGGUUACCAUUAUUAAGCUAGUUAAGAAAGUAGAUGAGGACCUGGUUAUACUAACUGUUCAGAAAAUGUGAUGUGUUGAUUUUUUCUAUGCCACAGCUUUAAUACUUUGAUUGGUGCUCACUUAAUAUUAUAAAGAGUGACCGUGAACUCGCCUUGCUUUGAUCAAAACAUGACUUCUAAUUUACAUGAAGUAUGCAUUUUCUUAAAUUGUAACACGAUAUUACAUAUUCAUGUGUCUAUUUGAUUGCAUAACUGUAUAACUGAACUUGACUGAAAUAGAUUUGAUGACAUAUCUUUAUAAUGAUUAGCAUAAUCAUAAUUGGUACAUUAAUACUCAAAGCCAAACACAAGUAUGUUGUAUACCUAUAUGAGGAGCAAACUGUCGUUUGUAAAUUUGCUCAUAACUUAAGAACAGCUUUAUGAAACACCCACAUACUAGGUUAUUGUCAUAUAUUUACUGAGAGUAGAAGAUGGAGAGAUGAUGAUUUCAAAUGGGGAUUAAAAGGUAAGAGAGAGAUAGGCAAGCAAGUAUCGUUUAGUGCAAGAUGAUUUUUUUGAAAAGGAUUCAGUGACCAAAUUUUACUUUCUUUUUUUAGGCUUGCAAUGUCCAAUCAUAGUUGUAAAAUGAGGAAUAGCAAUUUCAUUUCUUUGACCAAUUCUGCUAUUGGGAUCAAUUCUAUUGCAUGAAUAUUGAAAAUGUAACAUUAAUCAUGAACAUGUUGCAGUUUAUAAAAUGUUAUUCUCUAUUAUUUGUCUUAGUGCCAAACUAACAUAGUUAACCGGAUACAUAUUUUGUGGAAAUAUUUUGAGGACUUUUAUUUGAGAAGAAUUGUAUUUUUAGAAAUUCUUAGAAUUUUCUUGAAAAAGUUAUACCAACUUUAUUCAUAAAUCCAUUGAUGUUAACUUAUACUUGUUGUCAUAAGAGUGGAUACCUUUCUCAUAUUAUACAAAUAUUAGAGUUGAUAUUGUAUGUUUUUCUUCAGAAGUAUACUCAUUUCAAAGUAAGGAAUAAUUUCUUAAUCGGAUAAUUGAAAACUAUGAUUAUACCAGUGAAUCACAAUGUAAUAUUUUUAGUGUGUCAGGUUUUGGUUACAUUUUUGAUAAAUGUAUGUAUUUGUUUCUAUUAGUUGUUGGUAUUUAGUGCAAUAACAGAUUUUUUUAUAUAUAUAUAUUUAAAGUAUAUUUUUACUGUUAGUUAAUAUCUCAAUUAAUGUCAAAUGUCACAAUUAAUGUUGAUGUCAGUUAAUGUCACAAUUUCACUUUAUUACUAGGUAAUAUGAAUGUUUAUGCCCUAAACAGUUGGGAUGUAGAGGAUUAUGACUUGAAUUUGUGCUUUUCAAGGUAAAUUUUGCAAUUUUACAUAAGUAGUUUAUCUUUAUAUAUAGGCCUACAUGUAUACACACACAUAUAUACCUAUUAAAUUGGCUGGAAAUGUCAGGAUGCAGUAUUUGUCUCCAUCGGUCUGAUACCCACUCAUGUGAAGUACAUGCUCAACGGGCGCAUUUCCAGAAGGCUCUAAAAAUUAUUGAGAAAGUAUGAUGAAAUUGAAAUAUAAACAGAAUUUCAAAUUGUUCACAAAUCUGUCUGAAAUAAAAAAAAAACUUAAGGGAUGGGGAAAUUCGUAAAUAGGUGUUAUUAAUUAUAACAGGAAAGAAGGAUGAAAAACAUCUGGGCCGAUGACACAAAGCUUAGCAAUCAUCGCACAACAUUUUUAUUUGCGAUUGAUUACAAUGACUACAGUAUACAAUCAAUUGUAAAAAUCAAGCGUAUGAUUAAUCACUUACCUUUGUGCUGCGUAACCCAAGGCUACAUAAAAGGUUUACGAUCAAUCCCUAUAGGCAGUGCCGGUCAAGAUUACAUGCUUGUUGCUUUCCAACGCUGACCAGAAACCAGUCAGAAUUGUUUUUGUGACACAGGGCCCUGAUCAGAGGAAUAUCACACCUGCCAACCAGUACGUUUUUACAACCAAAAUACGGCAGCACGUUUUUUCUUUAAAAAAUAUUUUUGGUUAAAAAGAUUGUAAUUUAUUCAGAAAAAUCAUCUCUAUAUGUCUCUGUUUCAUAAAACUUACACAAAUAUGGUUAUAAGAUCAAUGUAAUUUCAGACAACUUGGUUUUAUUUUCAAUCAUUUUGUUAAAACCAGGGUGAGAUAUACACAUGUUUCAAUGUUUUUUUUUCAUCUGCAAGAGCAGUGCGCAUUGUAGCUUUCAUACAGCUUGAGCGCCACGCAUUUUAUUAUGAAAUACUCUUUUUGGGGGGAAAAUACAGUUUUUUUUAACACAGAAUACAAUUUUUCAUUCCCAGAGGUUGACAGGUCUAGAAUAUCAUAAUAUUUAAUGUUAUCAAUCUUGCUGCAUAAUUUGCUCCAAGGCAAUAUUUGAAAUCAGAUGUAAGCUAGCUUUCUACUUUAAUGUACCUAGAGAUCCAGCAAUGAUCCUCAUCUAUCUAAUAAUAGCUGGAUUUUUAAAGCGCUGCUAGUAUUACAUCGGCUAUAGCUGUACUGCCUACUGGUGCUUUAGCUGGCAUUGGAGGAAUUGCUUCCUGCCUGGUACCCAUUCUCCUCACCUGGGUUGAGUGCAGCACAAUGUGGGUAAAUU